CUGACCUCUGUAUUCAACGAAGGCCUACAGACCUGUUACUCUGAUAUAUCCCUUUUCCGGACCUACCGUUUCGGACGACAAUGGCCACGCACGAGCUAAUAGACGCCCAGUUUGAUCGUGCUGUACAAAUCGUCCAGAGUUUACCCAAGACUGGUCCUAUACAGACCGACUAUGAGGAGAAACUUCAAAUCUUGUACAAGCAAGCUACGGUGGGGAACGUCCAACCGCCUCGACCGGGAAUAUUUGAUAUGUUGGGACGAGCAAAAUGGGAUGCGUGGGCCAAACACAAAGACUUGGACUCGUACGAGGCCAAAUGGCUCUAUGUCGAGGCACUCCUCAAGGUCUUGAGGCGGUACUCAGAUAGGACAAUUGCAAGGGACCUCGUUCAGGAGCUGGAGUCUUAUGGUGGCGACCCAUCGAACCUCGUUCUCAGCCACACCUUCUCCAAGUCCCCUGGAUCAGAGACCAGCGGUACAACUGACUCGGAAGUGGGGGACAUGCACACUGGACAGCCCCAGAUUCAUUGGCGACUUGGUCAACCCCAUGCUUCUCAGGACGAAGAGGAAGAAACAGGGUCUGAAGAAGACGAGACAGACGACGAAGCACGAGACCUUCCUCCUUCCAGAACACCCAUCCACUACGACCACAACCGGCCCCAGUCUUCCCACUCUGUACAUCGAUACAGAACACCUGCUGGGUCGUUGCUAAUGGGGACACCGCCGGCCGAGCACCAACGGGUUCCUCAUGCUCAACCCUUACCUGGCUUUGAAACCACCUCAGCCUUUGCAACUCCACCUCCCCCGACUCACGCACCAUUUCCUCACCCACAGCCGCCCUCACACGGAUCAUACCCUGAAACCAUCCGAGAGCGAGAACCUUUACAUUCACCACAAACCACAUACCCAUAUCGCCCUGGGCAAUACGGCCCUUCAAGGCCAGCCUCCCGGCCCACUCUCGAACGAGCUAUCGAGAAUGUGCAAGCACAUCUUGCCGCCCUGAACGAACGUGUUGAGAACGUCGAAACACGCCUCAUCUCUAGGUCGCAUCCUUCUAUUAGCCCUAAGGGAGGCAACUCGCCUCGGUGGUUUGGCGGGGCCGGGUCGCCUGCUGGCGGGCGGGGGCCCCACUGGGAUAUCGAAGAACUUGGAUUGUGGUCUUCAGUUUUGGUGCCCCUAUCCAGAGGGCUUGAACGCGUGCGCGAAUGGGCAGUGUUCUUCGCCAGGGAUGAAAACCGCUCGCCUGCGAUGAUUAUUGUUCGGAGGCUAUGCCUGGACGUUUCGUUCCUCGUGGUAGUCGUCGCUAUAAUCGGUUCGUUAUGGAGAAGGAGUGGGGUGAGGAGACGAGAGAUCCGCGCUGCUCUAGGUGUCCUCUGGAGGGCACUUAUUGGCUCUAAGCCACCGCGAGCAAUGGCAGAGAAGGGUAUCUAG
Coprinopsis cinerea okayama7#130 is the source of this 1427-nucleotide messenger RNA. RefSeq lists its product as hypothetical. Lineage: Eukaryota; Fungi; Basidiomycota; Agaricomycetes; Agaricales; Psathyrellaceae. The transcript is spliced from 6 exons. The coding region runs from base 81 to 1427 and encodes 448 amino acids. Gene Ontology annotation, biological process: fatty acid metabolic process. The record is from RefSeq and is a predicted model, not a curated record. Gene Ontology annotation, molecular function: fatty-acyl-CoA binding.